AUGAGUACCCAGACAACUCGAGCUCCAGAGGCGGCAGUGGUUCAAGUUCUGCCACACAAGAACUAUGAUAUAUACCUGGAGACUAAGGGCUGUUUUAUGUACGACAAUGAUGAUGGUAUUGAUCGAGACAGCAAGUCUGCCUGUCGUAAAAUACUGGGCGCGAAUCCCGAGGUUCCCAAGCGAACUGUGUUUGAACAAUGUGCCUUUGAAUCUACGUGUCGAAGGCUACAAAAGAAAAACGAAACUGGGGUUAUUCGCAUCAUAGGUGAAUUAAUCGUUGCGUCAGCAGAGAGUGCAAUCGACCUCAGCCAUGUCACAUUUCCGCAUUUGGUUGUUAGUGUGAAUGAAGGCUGGGAUAGCUCGAUUUCUCUAGAUGAGGAUCAACGAUUGCCACCACCUGCACAAACUCCACAUCUUCCACAAUCUCGACAAUUUCGAUUAUCUCGGCCACAGCCCGAUUAUGCGGUCGGGUUUCCCCGACAAUGCUUCUCUGAAGCUCGACUGGAAAAGCUUGCACCGUUUGUCGGCGAAGUUGGCGAUAUGUCUUUCUUUAUGAGUACUGCAUACAUGUACUUUCCGUUUAUGACGGUUGAAGUGAAGUGCGGAAAGGCGGCACUCGAUAUAGCAGAUCGACAAAAUGCGCACAGUAUGGCUCUCUCAAUCAGAGGAGUUGUCAAGCUCUUCAGGGCCGUGAAGCGUGAAAAGGAGCUACAUCGACAGAUCCUGGCCUUUUCAAUUUCACAUGAUCACUGUUCUGUGGGAAUCUAUGGCCACUACCCUAUGAUCGAGGGAGAGAAGACUACAUACUACCGACAUGCCAUUCACAAGUUCGACUUCACCUCACUUGAUGGCAAAGAGAAAUGGACAUCCUACAAAUUCUCUAUGAGUGUGUACAAUGACUGGGCACCUUCCCAUUUUAAGAAAAUAUGCUCCGCUAUUGAUGAACUGCCCCAGGUAAAUUUUGAGGUGUCGCAGGCGUCACAGAUAUCACAGCAACCUGAAGUAUUACAUCAAUCGGAGCUGAGUUUCUCAGAAUCAACUGGACUUUCGCAAGGUGUCGGAGGCGUUGAUAUUCAAGGCUCUAGUUUUACAUCUGUAUUGGAAGAGGCUGAUGGUUUGCAGAACGUUGCCAUGGGUGCUCCGGUGACCCAGCAGAGCGAAGAGGGCUCUGCUGAAGCAUUCAAUAUGUCCAAGAAGAGACGUACCUUUAGAUAG
Histoplasma mississippiense is the source of this 1215-nucleotide messenger RNA. RefSeq lists its product with no specific name. The record is from RefSeq and is a predicted model, not a curated record. Bases 1 to 1215 code for a protein of 404 amino acids. NCBI's taxonomy places the organism in Eukaryota, Fungi, Ascomycota, Eurotiomycetes, Onygenales, Ajellomycetaceae. The transcript has 2 exons.